Chelmon rostratus (copperband butterflyfish) is the source of this 4448-nucleotide messenger RNA. It is a transcript of the gene bcan, whose product is annotated as brevican. Gene Ontology annotation, molecular function: hyaluronic acid binding. NCBI's taxonomy places the organism in Eukaryota, Metazoa, Chordata, Actinopteri, Chaetodontiformes, Chaetodontidae. The transcript has 17 exons. Gene Ontology annotation, biological process: cell adhesion. Bases 1 to 4329 code for a protein of 1442 amino acids. The record is from RefSeq and is a predicted model, not a curated record.
AUGCAGCAGAUAGACCGCGUGGCUCGGCGGCAGGAUCAGCACCCCCGGAUCGUCCCGGGUCACCCUGCCCCUCCACCUCAGAAGGCAUUAGGAUUGUCCAGGCGGGAGGAGGAGGAAGAGGAGGAGGAGGGUCCGUGUGGGUCCUCCUCUCCUCACCUCCUCUCCUCUCCUCUCCUCCGGGCGCUCACAGCCUCCGUCUCCGUCGCUCGCUGCAUCUCUGAGCGGCUGCUGAAGGACUUCUGGUCGGGGAACAGACAGAAGGAUCGACCUGCACCUGUGUGGAGGCUCCGCGAGGACACGAAGAACCGCUUCUGCAAGUCUGACCGACAGCUGAUGCUGAGGAAAAUGAAAGGUCUCCGUGGCUUCCAGCCCUCCCCCGGCUGCUCCUCGCUUCCUGUCAGACUCUGUCCGUCAGGGGGGUUCGGGUUGCCCCUGGAGAUGGGCAGACCGAGUCAUUCGAGACUGGAUGUGCUUCUACCAGUGCCGCUGUGUGCCAUCUGUCUCCUUGUCCUGCCGUCGUCCUCUACCCCCCACCACGAGUCAGAUGAUUCGAAGCUUCUCCAGGUGACCAUUCCCACCACCCCGCCCGUCUUUGCCGUGCUGGGCGGCUCUCUGACGUUACCCUGCCUGGUGUCUCUGGCCCACCCGCCGCCGUCCCCGUCCACCAACGGCCGCCACGCCGUGCUGUCUCUGCCCCGGGUCAAAUGGAGCGUUCUGACUCACGGCCGAGAGACGGAGAUCGUGGUGGCCCGCGGCGACAGGGUGAGAGUCAGUGAGGCCUACAAAGACCGAGCCUCGCUGCUCAAUUACGCCUACUCCCCCGCCGACCUCACCCUGCGGCUGGAGGGCCUGAGGCAGAACGACACCGGCUUCUACCGCUGCGAGGUGCAGCAGGGCCUGGAGGACGCUGACGACGUGGCUCAGGUGAAGGUCAAAGGGGUGGUGUUCCAUUAUCGUGAUGCAUCCAGCCGGUACGCCUUUACCUUUGAGCGGGCCAGAGAGGCCUGCGAGGAGAUCGGGGCUGAAAUUGCCACUCCAGAGCAGCUAUUGGCCGCCUACCAGAGUGGGUACGAGCAGUGUGAUGCAGGCUGGCUCUCAGACCGCUCAGUGAGAUAUCCCAUCCAGAUGCCGAGAGAGGGCUGCUUUGGGGACAUGGAUGGAUUGCCGGGAGUGAGGAACUAUGGGCUGUUGGAGCCCGAUGAGCUCUAUGACGUCUACUGUUAUGUGGAGAAUAUCAACGGUGAAGUGUUCCAUGGCUCCGCCCCCCAGCGUUUCACCUUCUGGGAGGCCAAAGCUUACUGUCUGAGUCAUGGUGCCGAGCUGACCACCACAGCUCAGCUGUACGCAGCCUGGAAUGAUGGACUGAACCACUGCAGUCCGGGGUGGCUGGCAGACGGGAGUGUGCGCUACCCCAUCGUCACCCCCAGAGAGCGCUGUGGAGGCGGGGAGCCCGGGGUCAGAACUGUCUAUCGCUACAGCAACCAGACCGGCUUCCCAGAGAUUCACACCCGACAUGACGUCUACUGCUUCAGAAGCGAUAACGGCCCUUACACAGAGUCCCCUCAGGAUUUUCUUGCCACUGAGCCAGAGGACAUUGGCCAGGACAUUGUUUUCUUAACUAAUCCCUCAGAGGAGGAGUUGAGCCUGAGCGAGGUGACGGCAAGGGGGGGCGACGAGGUCCACCUUGCCCAGACGGCCAAUCCUGUGAAGCAGGGCCCAGUGGAGGCUCAGUCCCCGACAUUGGGUUAUGACAAAGAACCAUUGCUGACUGUAGACCUUCAUCAGUCUGUUACUCCUCCAUCUGAGCAUCAAGGGCACGAAUCCACAGUAGAUACCUUGGAGUUAAUAGAGAAGGCCAGCUAUCCAGAGUCCUACCAGCCAGCACCUGAAGAAAACCCAGACGAAGAUCAUGAAUCUCACACACUUCCAACAACUUCUCCAAAGGCUGAUGGUGUACUAACUGUUGGUGAGGGCUCCACUCUACCCACAACUGAUGGAACAACUUCAGAGAGCGAGGAGACCUCAGCGCAUCUCAUUUCUGUGACUGAAAGCUUGGAUACGCCAGGUCUCAGUGAGCUCCUCAGCAGCUCUCCAGAGGUUCCUCAGGAGGGCGACCUUCCCGUUUCACAAGAGGACCACACUCCGGAUGUCCACCCAGACCACGCCUCUGAAACUGAGCUCAUCUACUCGAGCACCUCUCCUGAUGAUUCAGGACAGCCAGAAGAGGCCAGCGCUGGUACUGUUGAGGAGAUAUCAGCGCUGACUGCUUCCCCCCACACUGAGGGAGCAGAUGUUCACUCCACCACCCCGUUACCGUCUUUUGACAACAGUACGCCUGAGAGCCAUCCAACAGGAGAGCAGUCUGGAGAGGAGACCGCAAAUCCUCUUUUAGAUGAGGAAACACAAAACUCGGUCACCCAAAGUUUGGUUGGUAUGGACCCCCCUGCCACCUCUGAACUGGUCCAUACACCUGAUGCAGGUUAUGAUCCCGCUCGAGAGCACCUCGGUGUAACUGUGCAGUCGUCCAUCGCAGUCGGUCGUGGUGAUGAUGAACCCAAUAGCGCCUCAGAGGACGUGGAGCCGGACGAUCCGACCGAGCAGAGUGGACACAUCCAUCCUGCCGAAAUCCCAACAGCAGAGGUCACCACAGUCACACACGGCUCAGACUCCAGUAACGACCUUCCUGUCCUAAACAGUGAUUCAGUCAGCUUGGUGACAUCCCCUGUACCUGUAACCCCGUCUGUGGAGGUUGAAGCCAGCUCCCCAGAGAUUAUAACCUUCCUACCUGAAAGCAAUGCUUCAUCUGGGGCCGAACCUCUGGAGGACAUCCAGGACAAACUUGAGCAGGAGGGAUUAGGAGGAGGCCCUGAAAUUUUCCUCAGCACAACCCAAAAUAUCACAGACACUGAUCUGGAGGAGAGGGAACAACAUGCUGGAGAGGGAUCGGGUGAAUCGUCCGGAGAAAGCCCAGAGGUGAAACCAGACCUCCUGUUAACAAAUCCAACUCUUUCAACAGACCACAGCUCUGAGGGAGGUGACACCGAGGCUGGCACUGACACACCUCCUCCAUCUGAUGUGAAAGUCACUCUGAUCCCUCGUCAUCUGACCCUCACACCCGGCUGGGAACCGGAACCCUCGUCCUCGGCGCCGCAGGAGUCUCGCUCCGAUCGGGAAUACAGCGCCGAGCCUCCCGUCACCGAUGAAUCUGAUGAUGUCUCUAAGGAGCAGGAGGCCAUGGUUCAGAUCACCACCAGCAGCAUCCAUGAUCACGGAUCAGAAGGAGGUGAAGGGGAGACCAGCACAGACGAGCCUUCGGUUAAAAUCUGCACGUGGCAUCCGGAAGAGGAGGAAACCGGCGGUCUGACGCUCGCCAGCAACGGCCGUGAUGUGGCCAUCACCGCUCCCACCGCGGUCCCAGAGUACUUUCAGAAAGGCGGCGAGGAGCAGGCCGCCAUGGCUGCCUCGCUGCCUGCUGCCAAAGUGUCUGCUGCACGGCAGGGAGGCAUUCCAGACUCCUGCCUGGACAACCCUUGUGUGAAUGGAGGUACUUGCGUCGACGGUGGAUCAACGAGGUGCCUUUGCUUGCCUGGUUAUGGAGGAGACUUGUGCCAGACAGACCUGGAGGCGUGCGAGCCCGGCUGGGAGAAGUUUCAGGGCUUCUGUUAUCGUCACUUUACCAAGAGGCAGAGCUGGGAGGCGGCCGAGCAGCACUGUCGCAUGUGUGGUGGACAUCUCCUGUCUGUCAUGACCCCCGAGGAGCAGGACUACAUCAACGACAAAUACAGAGAGUAUCAGUGGAUUGGACUAAAUGACAGAACCAUUGAGGGAGACUUCCGCUGGUCAGACGGGAACCCUCUGCUCUAUGAGAACUGGUACAGAGGCCAACCCGACAGCUACUUCCUGUCCGGUGAGGACUGUGCGGUGAUGGUGUGGCACGACGGCGGCCGCUGGAGCGAUGUACCGUGCAACUACCACCUGUCCUACACCUGCAAGAAGGGCUUCUCUUCCUGCGGCGAACCCCCCAAGGUUCCAAACACCAAGGUGUUCGGGAAGAAGCGGCCGCGCUAUGAGACCAACACCAAGGUGCGGUACUACUGUGAGGAGGGUUUUGUGCAGAAACUGAAUCCUGUAAUCAAGUGUCUGCCCGGCGGCCAAUGGGAGGAGCCGCUGAUUACCUGCAUGCCAACUCAUUCGAUGGAAGAAGACUCAGUUACCUCCCUGCCUUACCAGCAGGAGGCGGCGGUGGAGGCGAUGGAGGUGAUGGAGGUCGCGGGCACAGCCACGGAGAAGGCAGCGCCGCUGUUCUGGGACAUUAAGUGGAACGUCUAAAGCCAUCCUGCCGUUUUCUGUUUCAAACAGUGUUCCACCUCUUCUGUUCCCCCUUCUCUUGUCUUCCAGUCCGACUUCAGCACGUAGGUAAACUGUAGAAAUCUUCUCUCGAUCAAUAA